AUGGCGAAUAGAUUUCCGUCUUCGAGGCCUGACUGGUCUAAUAUAGAUGUUAUACAUCGUGGUUUGCUUCCCCCACGAUCUUACUUUUUCCUGUACGAAACUGAGUCCAGUGCUCUCAACGGCAGUCGAGAUCUGUCGCAGUCGAUCAACUUGAGCGGCGUGUGGAAGUUUCAUCAUAGCGCCAACCCCUUUGAGGCACCCGGUCAGUUCGAGAACCCAACAAAUGACACAACAAAUUGGAAAGAUAUUCGAGUUCCAGGUCAUUGGCAGCUUCAAGGGUGGGGUAAACCUCAUUACAGCAAUAUCAACUACAUCAUCCCUGUGGAUCCGCCAAACGUGCCAUUCGAUGCCAAUGAGACUGGCAGUUAUGUUACGAAAUUCAGUGUACCAACAACCUUUACAGAUGAACAGCUACGGCUUCGAUUUGAAGGUGUAGAUUCUGCAUUUCACGUCUAUGUAAACGGUGUUAUGGUUGGUUACUCGCAAGGUUCCCGAAACCCCGCAGAGUUCGAUAUCAUGUCUACAGUCAAGAUGGAGGAGGAGAAUGUACUAGCUGUACGGGUUUAUCAAUUCUGUGAUGGCACGUAUCUGGAAGACCAAGACCAGUGGCGAAUGAGUGGCAUCUUCCGCGACGUACUACUUCUUGCGUUCCCAAAAGAUCAUAUAAAAGAUUUUCAAGUUCAAACACUACUCGAUGACGAUUUCAAAAAUGCGUAUCUCAAAGUAAAGGUCACCACGGAGGGUCGGGGCUUAAUCGACCUCAAGCUUCUCGACUCGAGAGGAGUUACCAUCGCUACGGAGUCAAUGCAAGGCAGUGACCAUCCAACCGUUUUCAACAUCGCGAUGACCGAGCCCAAAAAAUGGAGUGCAGAAGACCCUUAUCUUUACAAGCUUAUUCUCUCUUUUGGCGGUCGUUUCAUCGCCCAGAAUGUUGGCUUUCGUACGGUGGAGAUCAAAGACGGAAUCUUUAAGGUUAAUGGCAAGAGAAUUGUCUUGCGUGGUGUCAACAGGCAUGAGCAUCAUCCUAUGCAUGGUAGAGCGGUUCCUUACGACUUCAUGAAACAUGACUUGCUUCUAAUGAAGAAAUACAAUAUCAAUGCUAUCCGGACGGCUCAUCAACCCCCAGACCCAAGAUUUUUCAGUCUCGCGGACGAGUUGGGCUUUUGGGUUAUUGAUGAGGCAGACCUUGAAUGUCAUGGCUUCAGUGCUAUUGAUAAGCUAAUGUUGUCCGACGACGAAAAGAAACUGCCGUAUGCAGAAAAGAUAAAUCUAAUCUACACUCGCCCAGGACGGUUCACUACUGACAACCCUGCCUGGAAAGGUCAACAUGUUGACCGCGCAGUACAACUGUGCAUGAGAGACAAAAAUCAUCCCUCGGUGGUGAUGUGGUCUCUUGGGAACGAAGCAUUCUAUGGGUGCAAUAUUAAAUCUAUGUACGAUGCCAUUAGAGCUCUUGAUACUACCCGGCCUAUCCAUUAUGAAGGAGAUAGACAGGGAGAAACCGUUGACCUGCUGUCGAAGAUGUACCUGAGUAUUGAGGAACUGAUUAGUUUCGGCAAAGAGCCCAACUUCACAAAGCCAUUAAUACUAUGCGAGUACAUCCAUUCAAUGGGAAACGGGCCGGGAAAUAUAAAGGAAUACAUCGACACCUUCUAUGAAUAUCCUCGCUUGCAGGGUGGCUGCGCGUGGGAAUGGGCGAACCAGGGACUGACGGCCAACACCCCAAACAGUGGCCCAUUCUACGCCUAUGGAGGAGACUUCAAUGACGAACCAAAUGACUCUACUUUUGUUUUAGAUGGGAUGUGCUUUUCUGAUCAUACACCGACACCAGGACUGGUCGAGUACAAGAAAGCGAUAGAGCCAGUGCAGCUUAAGGGUAUUGCAGGUGGAGAAGUCACGAUUGUGAAUCGAUACGAUCUUGUCACCUUGGAUCACCUUAAAUGCCACGGGUUCCUAGUUGCGGAUGGGCACAAAAGGUUUCUUGGAGAGAUUCUCAUCCCAACAGAUAUUCAUCCUCAUACGACGGCAGAGUUGGCACUGCCACCGUUGGACACCUUUGGAAUCGAAGGAGAGAUUUACCUUGAACUUAAUUUUACGUUGAAAGACGCAACCAUAUGGGCAGACAGGGUCCAUAAUGUAUCGUCUUCGCAACUUCAACUGUGUGCCCCUGUCAAAGAAGCGUCUAGAGACGCAGCAGAUAAUAUGCCGCCACCAACUCUCCACAAAACACCCACUACUUUGAUCAUUGCUGCAGCAGAGUCAACAUGGAUUUUCUCAACCAUAUCAGGCAAGGUUAUCUCCUGGAAAAAGUAUACAACCGAGCUUUUCCACUCAAGCCUUGGUCCCGAAUUUGAUGUCAACCGCGCUGAGACAGACAAUGAUCGCCGGCAUGAUGCUGUAGACUGGAAGGAGAAGUUCAUACAUCUAAGCAAAGGAUACACAAAAUCGGUGGAAUGGUCUAUAAAUGCUUCGGAUUCUUCGAUUGGGGUCAUUGUCGAAACCAGGCUUGCGCCGCUGGCUUUGUCUUGCGGCAACCCAGGAGGAGAGACCCUUCCGCUCACGCUACCUCGCAUUGGAUUCACAAUGGGUCUACCACAAUCCUUUAAUAAAGUCGAAUGGUUUGGCCGUGGCCCAGGAGAGAGUUACAAGGACAAGAAGCUUUCACAGCUUUUUGGGAAUUGGACUUCUACUGUGGAAAACCUCUUCACAAACUAUGAAUUCCCGCAGGAGGGGUCGAACCGCACCGAUGUGCGAUGGGUAAAGCUUGACUCCGGCGAGGCUAGUAUAAAAGCGAAGUUUGGGAAACAAGACGGCUUCAGCUUUACGGCUACCUACUAUACGUGGAAAGAUCUGUACGAAUCUAAACAUCCACACGAUCUAAGGGAGAAGAAGAAAGAAUAUGUCGUACUAAGGCUCGAUUCAGAUCAUCAUGGGCUUGGCUCUGGAAGCUGUGGGCCGAAGACAAGGAAAGAGUACGCAUUGAAACCAGGAAAUUUUGAGUUUGAGAUUGAACUAGAAUGA
This is a messenger RNA of Pseudogymnoascus verrucosus, 3021 nucleotides long. RefSeq names its product Beta-galactosidase (Lactase). Gene Ontology annotation, molecular function: beta-galactosidase activity; carbohydrate binding. The record is from RefSeq and is a predicted model, not a curated record. Lineage: Eukaryota; Fungi; Ascomycota; Leotiomycetes; Thelebolales; Thelebolaceae. Gene Ontology annotation, biological process: lactose catabolic process. The coding region runs from base 1 to 3021 and encodes 1006 amino acids. Gene Ontology annotation, cellular component: beta-galactosidase complex. The transcript is spliced from 2 exons.